Molecule: messenger RNA, 2593 nt
Organism: Entelurus aequoreus (snake pipefish)
Lineage: Eukaryota; Metazoa; Chordata; Actinopteri; Syngnathiformes; Syngnathidae
Product: bone morphogenetic protein 7-like
Exons: 7
Coding region: 178-1446 (422 amino acids)
Biological process (GO): SMAD protein signal transduction
Cellular component (GO): extracellular region
Molecular function (GO): cytokine activity; growth factor activity
Source: RefSeq, a predicted model, not a curated record
ACCCGCUCCAAAAAAAAAUGCCAAAGGAAAAGACGCAGAACAGCACAGUAGCAGCAGACUUAAUAGACAUUGAAGGAGGAAUAUUCUGUUCGAUAUCUGCACAUCGCUGAUAUUUAUGGAUGACUUUUCACUUCCGUAGUACCUUUCAGAGACGUGCGUAAAAAAAAAAAAAAAAAAAUGGUUGAUAUGGUUUCCGGCGCCUUGGAGACGAUGAUGCUUUUCUUAAUGACUUGGAGUUACGGAGUCUCUUUCUCCAACUUCUCCACGGACAACGAGGUGCGCUCCAGCUUCAUCCAGCGCCGACUGAGGAGCCAGGAGCGCAGGGACAUGCAGCGGGAGAUCCUCUCCAUCCUGGGGCUGCCUCAGCGCCCGCGACCCUCCCACGUCCACAGCCGACACAACGCCGCCGCCCCGAUGUUCAUGCUGGACUUGUACAACACGGCGGCCGCCGACGCUCCGCACAGCAGAUACUCCAGGUUCAACCCUCACCUGGCCUCCGUGGUCACCCUGCAGGACAGCCGCUUCCUGGACGACGCGGAUAUGGUGAUGAGCUUCGUCAACCUGGUGGACCAGGAUAAAGAACUUCUGUACCAGAAGCACCACAGGGAAUUCAGAUUUGACCUUUCCCGUAUUCCAGAGGGAGAGGCUGUCACGGCGGCAGAGUUCAGGAUUUUUAAGGAUUUUAUCCAGGAGCGCUACGAGAAUGAGACAUUCCGAGUCAGCAUCUACCAGGCCUUGCAGGAGGCAGCAAACAGUGAAGGGGAUCUGCUGCUGGUGGACCAAAGAGAAGUGUGGACUGCAGAGGAGGGCUGGCUUAUCUUUGACCUCACUGCCACCAGUAAUCUUUGGCUGGCCAACCCUGAGCACAACUUUGGCCUGCAUCUGGUCCUGGAAGACAGCCAUGGCCACAGGAGGAACCCCCGACUGGCGGGACUGUCAACAGGCAGCGGGGCGCGAGACAAGCAGCCCUUCCUGGUUUCCUUCUUCAAAUCCAACGAGGUUCGCUUUCGCAACACCCGCUCCGCUCACGGCCACAAGGGGCGCCAUUCGAGCCGCUCAAAACCACAGAGGACCGUCCAGGAUGCACUCAAGGCAGUCGAGGCCGCCACAGAAACUCUGGGCAUUUCUAGGGAUGGAUGCAAAAAACGCGAGCUGUAUGUCAGUUUCAGAGAUUUAGGAUGGCAGGACUGGAUCAUCGCACCAGAGGGCUAUGCAGCAUACUACUGCGAGGGAGAGUGCGCCUUCCCUCUCAACUCCUACAUGAAUGCCACGAAUCACGCUAUUGUGCAAACUCUGGUGCACUUUAUCAACCCGGGAACAGUGCCUAAGCCCUGCUGUGCUCCCACACAGCUCCACGGGAUCUCCGUGCUCUACUUUGACGACAGUUCCAACGUCAUCCUCAAGAAGUACCGCAACAUGGUGGUCAGAUCCUGUGGCUGCCACUGACAGCUGCUCGUCCGUUGUACGAGGUCAUUUCUAACGCAAGGUUUUUUCAAGAAGAAGAAAGUGGAGGACCUAGAGACAAGAAAUGAUUUACUACCUGUCGCAGUUUCGGCUUUUAUAUAUGAGACUGUAUUUAUGACCUGGAGCUGAGCAAUUAGAACCACUGUUUACUCAAAAUGCUUUGUUUAUUCUGUCUAUUUUUGCCUUCUUCAGAGCAACUUGGAAAUAUGCACUAAGGCAGUGUUUUUCAACCACUGUGAGAUAUUGUCUGGUGUGCCGUGGGAGAUUAUCUAAUUUCACCUAUUCGGGUUAAAAAUACUUUUUGCAAACCAGUAAUUAUAGUCUGCAAAUGAUGUGUUGUUGUUGAGUGUCUGUGCUGUCUAGAGCUCGGCAGAGUAACCGUGUAAUACUCCUCCAAAUCAGUAGGUGGCAGCCAGUAGCUAUUUGCUUUGGAGAUGUCGGAAACUGCGGGAGGCAGCGUGCAGGUAAAAAGGUAUCUAAUGCUUAAACCAAAAAUAAACAAAAGGUGAGUGUCCCUUAGAAAAGGUAUUGAAGUGUAGGAAAGGCUAUGCAGAACGAAACUAAAACUGAACUGGCUACCAAGUAAACAAAAACGGAAUGCUGGACGACAGCAAAGACUUACUGUGGAGCAAAGACGGCGUCCACAAUGUACAUCCGAACAUGACAUGACAAUCAAAUAUGUCCCCACAAAGAAGAAUAAAAACUGAAAUAUUCCUGAUUGCUAAAACAAAGUAGAUGCGAGAAAUAUCGCUCAAAGGAAGACAUGAAACUGCUAAAGGAAAAUACCAAAAAAAGACAAAAAGCCACCAAAAUAGGAGCGCAAGACAAGAACUAAAACACUACACACAGGAAAACAGCAAAACAAACUCCAAAUAAGUCAGGGUGUGAUGUGACAGGUGGUGACAGUACACCUACUUUGAGACAAGAGCUAUAGUGAUGCAUGGUUGGUUAUGGUUUAAAGUCAUAUUCAACAAUUGCGGCAACGACUUUUUACUGUCAACUGAGUUUCGUUGUUUAAUGAUUUCUGCUGGUGGUGUACCUCUGGAUUUUUUCUAAGCAAAAAAAAUGUGCCUUGGCUCUUUAGAGGUUGAAAAACACUGCACUAAGGAAUACUUGAACUGGAUUAAAC